AUCUCCAAAACAUGCGCACCGACCUCUGUCGAACUAGCACGGGACCAUCACUGCUCGUGGUUAUGUACAGAUUUGUGAAAUGUACAUUUUGUACUUAUAGACUGCCCCCACUGCGAGCUUAUCCUCCAAAACACGUUAUCCGCAAUGGAGAACCCGAAUAAGUUGCAGCACGACGGAGUGGCUUAAACGUUGGCUCUUAAAUGUGGCAACGUUUAACUGAAAUGGGCAAAGAAGCCUUUAUUUCACAACGACGCUGGCACCUAAAGUAGAGGUGGACAGGAUGGGGGAGCGGGCCGUCAGCAGCUCUGUGGCUGCAAUCUCUCCAGUGCAGCAGAUGCUGGCUUCUGGCACUGGAGCCCUUCUUACAUCUAUUUUUGUCACUCCGCUGGACGUUGUGAAGAUCAGGCUGCAGGCUCAGCAAACACCGUUUCACCAAGCUUUAGCCCGUGAAUCUGCUCCGUGGGACGGCAUCAUCCGUCCUUCAAAGUGGAAAUGUUUCAUGUAUUGUAAUGGACUGAUGGAUCACAUGUAUGUGUGUCAGAGUGGAACCAGUUGCACCAGCUGGUACAAAACACCAACACAUUUCAGUGGGACACUUGAUGCUUUUGUGAAAAUCAGUCGACACGAAGGACUCAGAUCUUUGUGGAGUGGACUACCACCAACACUGGUUAUGGCUGUUCCUGCCACCGUCAUCUACUUCACCUGCUACGACCAGCUGCGGGACUUCCUGAGAUACGGUCUGGGUUUCCAGGGCAGCCAGAUCCCUCUUGUUGCUGGAGGUCUGGCCAGAUUGGGGGCUGUGACAGUGAUCAGCCCUCUGGAAUUGGUCAGGACCAAGAUGCAGUCCCGCCAGCUGUCCUACAGCGAGCUGCGGGUGUGUAUCCGCUCUGCUGUGGCUCAGGGCGGGCUGCUGUCACUGUGGAGGGGCUGGGGAUCCACCGUUCUCAGAGACGUACCCUUCUCUGCUUUGUACUGGUUUAACUAUGAACUAAUAAAGGCCCAGCUGUGUGAACAGUCCCGAAUGACUCAGGCCAACCUCUCCAUCAGCUUUACUGCAGGAGCCAUCUCUGGAGCUGUCGCUGCGAUCCUGACGCUGCCUUUUGAUGUGGUGAAGACACGGAAACAGAUCCAGCUGGGAGAAAUGGACACUCUGGGAGUUUCCUUCAAGAAAACCACGUCCACGUGGAACAUAAUGAAGGAAAUAUGGGCCGAGAUGGGCUACAGGGGUCUUUUUGCAGGUUUCAUGCCCAGGGUGAUCAAAGUGGCUCCAGCCUGUGCUGUCAUGAUAAGCACUUAUGAGUUUGGAAAGACCUUCUUCCAAAAGAUGAACCUGGAUCGAGAGCGACUGUGAUCCUGAAGGCUGGCGUUGCCGUGUGAUUGUUCACAGCUCCACAUGCAGACAUUAUUAUAAGGACAGUUGGGACAAAGUCUCCUCACACAGAAGCGUGAGGAACAGGCGGGCCUGGAUUUUGUUUUGUGUGAAGAUAAAAGAUAAAGAAGAGGAUUCCACCACAAAUCAGGGAUGUCUCUCCCUCUGGAAAUGUGACUGUGCUAAGACUUCAGACACAUCUUACAGUCAUGAACACAAUUAUGAGUUGAAAAACAAGCCUGGAGACUCUUGUACCACAGACUUUACGUGUGUUGAUUAUUUGAGUAAACUUUGAAAGGUUAGCUUAAAAUAAGUUUUUUAAUUUCUGCAACAAAUUACAUGGAUCACGCCUCUGUGCACAUUUUCAAAUGACAAGAAGUAUGUGCAGGACCGUGGUGUUAGGUAUACAAUCUUGAUGGGAAAAUUCAAACUCUCUUAAGAGCUGAAACUGCAUCAGUAGUGUUGCAUGCGUCAGAGGGAAAUGAUAUCAUUCCCACAUUACAUUGCUGCAUGGUGUGUACAGAUCCAUUCAAUACAGAAUACAGAUACGCUGGUCCACCCUGCAUUCGCUUUACUGCAUUCCCCUGCGUUCCUAUAGCAGUGAAGCAUGACAUUUUUGACAUCUGAGUAUAUGACUGACAAAUCUGUUUUGUGUACUGGAUAGAUUUGAUCAUAUGUAGCACUGAACAAUUGCAAGACAAGCGCUGUGAAAUGAAAUCAGAAAGAUGAAGACAUGUUUUUAUGUUUAUUGAAUAUA
This is a messenger RNA of Cottoperca gobio, 2126 nucleotides long. RefSeq names its product solute carrier family 25 member 39 (gene slc25a39). NCBI's taxonomy places the organism in Eukaryota, Metazoa, Chordata, Actinopteri, Perciformes, Bovichtidae. The record is from RefSeq and is a predicted model, not a curated record. The transcript has 12 exons. Gene Ontology annotation, biological process: mitochondrial transmembrane transport. Gene Ontology annotation, cellular component: mitochondrion. Bases 281 to 1351 code for a protein of 356 amino acids.